Messenger RNA from Cyprinodon tularosa, 4827 nucleotides. It is a transcript of the gene shtn3, whose product is annotated as shootin 3. Lineage: Eukaryota; Metazoa; Chordata; Actinopteri; Cyprinodontiformes; Cyprinodontidae. The record is from RefSeq and is a predicted model, not a curated record. The coding region runs from base 215 to 2107 and encodes 630 amino acids. The transcript is spliced from 17 exons.
GUGAAUAUCGCUGGAUGGAAGCUGAGGAAGAGGAGGGGCAGAGGAUGCUGACAGUGGAAGGAGGACCAAAGAGCUGCUCUCCAUCCCAUUUGUUUGGGGCCAAAAUCCGCCAUGCACAACUGGGUUAUGAUCUCUGGAUAGAGUCAUAUUUUUUCAUGUCACUCUGCAAUUAAACGCAUAAACUGGAUUAUUUAAACAAUAUUUUCCUGGAAAAAUGCUUCCCUGCUCAUCAUCCGCGCAGACGGAAGGAUGCGAGGAGGAGAGCGACGGACACAUCCAAACAGAGUGCAACAGACUGACUGAGGAACGAGAUGAGGCACAGAGGCAGCUCAAACAUAUUAAAAGAGUUUCUCAGAUGGUGAUUGAAGAGGUCAGUGUUCUGCAGACUCAGCUCGAGAUCGAAAAGUCUUGCCGAGAGAAUGCAGAGGCCCUGGCCACUAAGCUAAACUGUGAAAACAGGAAACUGAAGUACCUUAGCCUUUCAUCUCGUCCAUGUUUGGAUGAACUGCUUCCAAGUAUCUCUGACUGCAUUGCACUCGAAGCUGAUGUUGACCCUGCAGACUCUGUGGACAACAGCCCUGACACCAUCUCUCAGUGCCAGCAACAGGUUAAAGAGUUGAGGGAGACAGUGACCAGUUUAUUGGAGGAGAAGAAAGGAUUCGUUUGUCAGAUUCACGAACAGCAGAGACAGAUAGAAGAGCUGACCAUACUGUCUGAGAAAAAUCAGGAGGAGAUGAAACAGCUUCGGGAAACAGUCGAACAGCAAAGCAAAACCAUCAAGAGAUUUAACAGAGUCUCUAUGAUGGCAGCUCAGGAGUAUGAUGGGAUGAAGGAGAGGCUGGAUUUGGAGCAGAACCUCAGAGUCAAAGCUGAGACCUAUGCACACGAGAUGCUGGUUAAGCAGAAGGAGGCCAACAGACAGAGCAUGCUACUGCUGCAGAGUGCUGAGCCCAGCAUUCAGCUGCUGAAAGCUCUGGAAGAUGUGGCAGCUAUUACUAAAACCCUGGAGGAGGAGCGUCUGCAGCAUCAGCAGAAGGUACAGAGCCUGGAGACCCAGCUAGAGGAAAGCUGCCUGAAGAAAGAGCUGCAGGCUCUUCAGAGACAGCUAGAGCUGCUGGAGGUGGAGAAGAAGGAGGUGGAGGGACGACUGGAGCAGGCGGAGAAGAAGAACGAGGAGCUGGAGGAAAGAGUCCAUGAGCUCCAGAAUAAAAUUGUGGACAGCACCAGCCUUCCUCCGCCAGCACCGGGGGUAGCACCACCUCCCACACCUCCCCCACAGCCCCCUCCGCCCCCUCCUCCUCCCCCACCGCCUCCCCCACCCCCUCCCCCUUCCAGAUGCAACCCCCUCAGCUCUCUGAUUGCCAUCAUGAGGAAGUCAUCUAAAGGCUCCAAGGCAAAGAUGGAGCCCACUCCAGCUGCUGAAGGGGUGGAUGAUGUCAAGGUGAAAGCGGUGAAUGAGAUGAUGGAGCGAAUCAAACAUGGCGUCGUCCUCCGACCGGUUAAAAGCCAGGAGAGCAAAAGAAUAGCAGUGAAACCUCCACCCUGUGAGGAGAAGCCACAGGAGAGCGCCAUGGAUGAACUGAAAUGCAUCCUGGAGACGGUGAAGAGGAGCCCCAGCCGAGGCUCCCAGGAAUCUGGACCUUCACCGCCAGCAAAAAAGGACAGUGAGCUGGAGGUGAUCCUCAGGCGCCGCCGCAACAAGGCUGGGGAGGCGGGAUCAGGAGAUGAACGCGAGGGCCAGAUGAGCCACGUCUCUUCUUUUGACAGCUUGAAUGGGAGACGCACCAGCAGCGAUUCAGGCAAAGAUUCAGAGGGAGCGAGCGGGCUGAGCGCCCCCUCGGAGGCGGCAGGAAUAGUCCGGGUCAGUCCAGACAGAAGGGGUUCUGGACCGGGACCUGUGGUGGCCCCAAGGAAGCACUCUGACAUGGAGAGAAGAUCCUGCAGCUCUCUGCCUGAAAAAGAAAUAUCAGAGUCUCCGAUCACUAACGGCUGCAUCAACAGCACCGAUGAGGAGAAUCAGAUAAAGUCAAACGGAGUCGACCACGAGGAGCCUGGCCACAGUCCCCACACUGACCCUCUAAACGUUAGCGCUGAUGCAGACUGCUGAGAUGAACUCUGACCAUUUUAGGUUCUACGAUCUGAAGAAAGCAAAAACAAAGCGAUGAAACACGUUUGCCUUUUUUACACUAAUGGUAUCAAAUGCGCUUUAAAAAUCUUGUUUUUGUUUUGUUUUCUUUUUCUCUCAGAUUUACAGCAACAAAAAGGCAACUAACCACAGUAACAAAAACAACCUGAUUCAUUUAGAUAAUUUAGCUUUAAGGUAAACCUAAGGUUUUCAUCAAAUGUAAAUGUUCAGACUAAAGCAAUGCAGAAAGCAUCCAGACUAACUCAGACUUUCAGUUUUUCUUAUUUUAACUCCUGUUUGAAACAUCUCAUGUUUACCCAGUAAAGAACAUUGAUGUUACCUACAGUGUGUUCUGCUUUACAGUGGUAGGAGACAGAGGCCUAAUAGAUUCCCUAAUCAGAUGGUUCUGAUGGUCUGAUGGAGAAGGUGAUGUGUGCCUUAUUCCCACACUUGAAAGAAAAUCUAAUAAAGGGAAUAUUUUGAAAUCAGGCGAUUGGGGAUCCAGCAAAAAAAAAAAAAAAAUAAGAUAAUUAUAAAACCAAACAAAAAUAUUUUUACUAAAUCUGUAAAAUCUAACACAUUUUCUGGAAAGAUGUGUCAGACAGGAGGAAUGGUCCAGUUUGGGUGUAUUUCCUCUACAGAAAGUGCUGUUGUUAAAGGCAAGCUCUGUGUUGACACCUUGAAGCAGUCGCUCUCCGAAUUAUUUUUCCUGAGAAUAGAUCACUUGGGACAAACUGUUUAAUUAACACUUCAUAACUUAUAUGUAUUAAAUAACCAGGAGACAUGACAACAGAUUUUGAUAGAAAUUGUAAUCUUACUCAGAUCAGAGAAGUUGCUUUGAGUUACAGAAGGCAGCUGCUUACCAACCGGGCUCACUUCUCAUGAAGCAGCCCCGAUUCACAGUUAGAGAAGCAUUUCAUACAUCUCCAGUCUGCCACAUUAUUACAUCAUACACAUUUGCAGAUAAGGAGACAUCCAUGGCUGCAGCCUUAUCAAAAUAUUACACUUUGUUCUAAAGCGACGCCGCUCUCAUUCUAUUCCCAACUCUUGGCCAUGUACAGAAUGAAGAUUAUAACUGUAUAUCCGGACAGAGGAGCUGUCCUAAUUAGAUCAACUACUGGGCAAAACAUCAGUUCUGACAUGCAACAGGCAGGUAAUAAUAGGAUGUAUUAAACUCACACAUAAUCAAUGAUGGUCAUGCAAGAUGUUUUAAGAAGUGGCCCCUCUAGAAUGGCCACAAGAGGGUGCAAAUGUUUAUAUCACAGACAAAGUCCUGCUGCUGGGGGGCAACUGUGUCGAUCUGCAUGAGGACAUGACCAUGUUGAUGACUCUUCCCAAAAUCAGGCCACUACAGAUCAUUGUUUCCCACACUAACCAGGACUCAUGCAAAUCCUGGUUAUGACCACUAUCAGGCUUCAUUAGGUUCAACAUUUAUGCUGCUGUUUGAUAUAAGGCAAUAUCUGAGACUGCAAGAGGGUAACUGUCCUAUAUAAUAGAUCAGUCCACAGUGUGAUGGCUACCAGAGAGGAAGGGAGACAUGAAGUGAAGAUUAAUUUGAUGAUUUGUUGUUGUAGUUAUUUUAUCUGAUAGCUGUAGACUUGCAUUGUGGCUAAAAGAGUAUCAAUGCAGCUUUAACUAGACGCAAAAUCUAUGCCUGUACAGAUUACAUCCAGAUUGGACCAUAUCUUCUACUGUAGGUGCUCUCAUCUUAUUCUAACUCAUCCUCAAAUAUUAGAAAUCGGAGGAAAAUUAGUAGUUUGACCCUCAUAAAAAAUACCAAGAAAAGAAAUCAGAAAAAAGACAUUUAAUAAAAUGUUUCUUUUUUUUUUUCCUUCUCCUGAUCUUAGCUGGUCAGAAGAGUACUGGCUAAAAAUCAGCAAAAAAGGUUUCCCUUUUUUUCAUCUCCUGAUAAAAUAUCUUAUAAAGUUGAAAUGUCAAAAUAUGAAACUGUAAUCUGAAGACUAAAGAAUACAUUUUAAAGGAAAGUUUUCAGAAGGCAAAUCUGACUGAUCUGACUCAGAGGAGACUGUAGCCAUUUGCACUAAAGUCCUGCUCUAAUAUUAACAAAUAAUAACGUUGCAUCCAUUUUGUUCUCAGUUUAAUGAACAAAGAUGCACUUGGUUAAAUGUUUGAUCAGGAGGAACGUCCUGUGCUGCUGAGCUUCUGGUUUAGGAUUGUGCAUUUUAACAAGGUAAAGGGAAUUCCAAUUUUACUGCAUUUCUAAGGAUUAAACUAACAGUAAAUCUGAUUUAGGUUUUGACUUCAGUUUAUCCUGCUGCUACAUAUUUAUUCAAGUUUUUAACAGUUUUAUAUAAUAAUUAUUUGAACUCUUUCUAUGUUUUAGGGAACUGAUACUGGAGUAAAUUAAGUAGAUGCUGAUAAUGAAACACCACCCUUAACAAUUGAUGGCACCCCUAACAGAGAUACUUAAAGAGCCUUAUAGUUCAGGCAAUAAGUGAACUUUAUCUAGUUCCAAAAUGUACAAAUACUUGUGGAUGGGGAUCAAUCUUGUGUUAAGAAAAUCUGUUUUUAUUAAAUCAUCAGUGUUACGGUUACUUAAACCCCUGACUGGUUCUAUGACAUAAAGAUUUCCUUUUUUUUUAUUUUUUUUUUUUACCUUGUCUAGAAAAGGUGUGUUAAUAAGUCCUUGGUUUAAAUAUAAGGUUGAAGGCUAUGUGCCUAUUUUUUUCAAAUGGGAAAGU